AUGAAGUACCUCCUCCAGGCGAUCGAUGCGCACCGUGAUCAAGUGCCGUUGCAAGACGCCGAGCUGCUCCGGCUCCUCAGUGAGGCACAAAAAGGACGCGAUGAGCGCGAAGAGUACCAGGAGGCGAUGGAGCGCAUCCUCACGGAGCUGCGCAACUAUACCGAGCACUCCCAGGCAUUUCUCGUGCGCGUAAGCAAGCGCGAUGCGCCAGACUACUACGACGUCAUCCAAAACCCCAUGGAUCUCGGCACGAUGCAGAAAAAACUCCGCGGCGGCUGCUACAAAACCAAGAGUCAGUUUGCGCAUGACCUCAAUCUCAUCUGGGACAACUGUCUCGUUUACAACGCCUCGCCUACACACCCGCUGCGACGGAAUGCCACAGUCAUGCGGAAAAAGGCGAACCAUCUCCUCGAGUUUCUCAGCGACAAGAACGACACACAGGACCUCUUAUCGCAGUGGCAGUCUGCGUCCCACGCAGAAAAACCUAUCGAAGACAUCCCACCGCCCGCAGUUGCUCCUGCCGCAGAGACACCCACGGCCCCGUCCACGUCCGCGCCCGCCCACGAUGUGCCUUUCUCACAGCGGCACGCGCUUCGUCGGAACCCCGAAUCAUGCCUCGUCUUCCACGAGUUGGAUGCCAAACUCUCAGAUCUCGAAGAUGGCGCCAACGCAGCGAAUCCCGCGCCGACCCUCGAUGUGCUGCACCAGGUGCCAGCAUCCCAUCUACAUCCACUCGCUGCAGCCCUGCCACAGUCCACACCCACCGCACAGCAACGGUGGUGGGCCGCCUGUGCAUCAGAUGCCAUGCUCUGCGCUGGCUUGCCUGUCGUACCACAUGCGGGACAUGUUGUCGACCACGAGCCUGACGCAGCAUAUACCUCGCGGCUGCCAAGUCAAAGAGCUGGCAUCCCGCGCAUGAUGGCCCACAACAUCCGGACACUCCGGCGCCUGUACAGCACCCACCAAAAAAUUCACGAACUGGCCGAAGCCAUCGAAUUCGAUGUGCCCAUCCCCCCCUCUAUCGGCGUCGUGGAUGACGAAGACGAACCCGAGCCGCCCAGCGUGCCGCCGCCCGUUCCGUACGCAACAUCGACACCAUACCCCCGCCUCUCCAGGUCGUAUGCACAGGCACAGACUAGCUGGCAGACCCAAGUGCUUUUAGCACAUGCCGGCUUCGAGGGCGCGCACUCCUCGCCUGUGCAAGUCCUGGCCGAUGUCGCCGCCAAAUAUCUCAUGGGCCUCGGCCGCACCCUACGUCUGUAUGUCGAUCGCUUUGCGCACCACAUGUCACCCACUGACAUGCUAGAGCAUGUCAUGCUGAGUCGCGGCACGAACCUCUCAGCCCUCGAGUCCUACGUUUCGCAGGACAUUGGGCGCUACGGCCAACGACUCCAGGAAUGGCUACGCAAACAAAAACAUGUGCUUCAUGAGCAGCUGCAAGGCGUCGACUCGGCUACAGUCGAUGACGCAGACCUGCUCGCAAGCGACGGUGAGGCGCUCAUGCUCGGUCACUUCGCCGCAGGUCUCGGUGAUGACUUUUUUGGGUUCCGCGAGCUGGGCCUCGAGUCCGAGCUGGGCCUACCUCACCUUGCCGUGCCGAGUCGUCUGUUUUUCGGUACGAGUCACGCGCCCCACAAAGUCGCCUCAGACGGCAAGCUAGGCACGAGCAAGCCAGUGCUCGAUGCGCCACCCCCGCCCGUCCCACUCGUGGCAUGCUCCCUGCCAGCACAGAUCGGCCUCUUGCGCACGUGGUACGCCCAACAACUGGGAUCCAUGCCAUUUCUACCCGACCAGGUGCCCGAGAGACCGCGGUACAAGGUGCCUACGACCGGCAAACUCCCUGCCCGUCCCAUGGUCAGCCGCGCACACCGACCCGCCUCGGUGCCCGCAGGCUCGGCUCCCCAGCCACAGCAGCAGGCCAAGCGCCAGCGCGUUUCAUAG
This is a messenger RNA of Malassezia restricta, 1941 nucleotides long. RefSeq names its product transcriptional activator SPT7. Gene Ontology annotation, biological process: regulation of transcription by RNA polymerase II. The record is from RefSeq and is a predicted model, not a curated record. NCBI's taxonomy places the organism in Eukaryota, Fungi, Basidiomycota, Malasseziomycetes, Malasseziales, Malasseziaceae. Gene Ontology annotation, molecular function: structural molecule activity; protein heterodimerization activity. The transcript is spliced from 4 exons. The coding region runs from base 1 to 1941 and encodes 646 amino acids. Gene Ontology annotation, cellular component: SAGA complex; SLIK (SAGA-like) complex.